Monopterus albus (swamp eel) is the source of this 3807-nucleotide messenger RNA. RefSeq names its product protein FAM160A1-like. The transcript is spliced from 12 exons. The record is from RefSeq and is a predicted model, not a curated record. Lineage: Eukaryota; Metazoa; Chordata; Actinopteri; Synbranchiformes; Synbranchidae. Bases 1 to 2748 code for a protein of 915 amino acids.
AUGUCCCUGGAGCGAGGGACGUGCCGUCUGCUGCUCAUCAUGUCUUUGUCAGCCUCAGAGCCUCGAGUCGCUCAGCACAUCACCGAGAACACUUACUUCUGUCCUGUGCUGGCCACAGGUCUGUCCGGUCUGUACUCGUCUCUUCCAGCCAGGCUGCAGGUUUACAGUGAAGACUGGUACUGUCUGGACCAGGACGACUGUCAGCAGGUUCCAGCCCUCGUCCACUUCCUGCACUCACUGGACUUCUGCAGUGCUGUUACCAAGGUCGCUCAUCCCUCCAUCCGGUCUCAGUUGUUAGGUUACAUCAACAACGGCUUCCUGGUGCCUGUCCUGGCUCCAGCUCUGCACAAGCUGACAGUGGAGGAGGUGAUGGCCACCACGGCGUACCUGGAUCUGUUCCUGCGCUCCAUCUCUGAGCCCGCCCUCCUCCAGACCUUCCUGUCCUUCAUCCUGCUGCACACACACGACAACGUGUACAUCCUGGACACGCUGGUCAGCAGGGUCAACACACCUUUCCAGGUGAGGAAUACUGUGUGCACGUCUUCCUGCCAUCUGCAGUUGAUUCCUGACACACUGGGUACAGUGUCCCUGGCUCUGUUCAGGACUCUGAUUGGCCUCUUCUGUGAAGAUGUCAUGCUGCAGCUGGUGUUCAGGUAUUUGAUCCCCUGCAGCCACAUGAGCAGAAAGCAGCGCUCCUCCUUAAAGCAAAGAGACUGCUACUCCUCCAGUGCCGCCUCCUUCCUGCUCCUCAUGCCAUCUUGGUGUCCCGUGCACCUCCACAACACAAACUCACACUCUGAGCACAUCCUCUGGCCUCAAAGGGCAGUAUCAGACAGUGUCGGUUACCGUCGGGGGUCAGACUUUCUGAUGGAUGUAAACUACCUGCACUACCUCUGGGAUGCCCGCCAGGACGUUUCCACAUCCCUCAGGGCAUGUCGCCUCUGGUCGGCUCCGUAUAAUGGGAUUGACCCCCCGCCUGAAGAACACCGAUCACACACACCAGGGUACGACACAGAAGAUGAGGAAGAGAUUGUGCAGCGAGUCAGGUGCGACUUCAGCCGCUCUUUGGUCACAUCUCCUCUCCCCUCAGCCCUCUCCCCGACCCAGUCCUCGUCAGAUACCACCUUAAUGGGCAACCAGGCAAGAACAGCCAGCUCUGCCCUGGACCUGGAGUGGGAUGACAUGUUUGCAGAUGAAGAUCCCUCUUUAUUCAUGGUUAGAAACACAACAGUAGCAAAUGGUGGUGGAACUGUGAAUACAUCUACACCUGCACCUCCCCCACUGCCUCCUCGACACAUCCAAGAAAUGCGACAUACUGCAACCAAACUGGUGCAGGGGUCAUAUGUAGAAGAAUCUGAGUUUCAGGAUGAUGUUCUUGUCUAUGAUCUUGUUGCCCAGGAAGACACUAAGGCAGCAAUUGUGGCGCAGAUCAUGGCAGUGAAUCGACACCACGGAAGCCUUGCAAAUGAUCGACGAGUGUCAACUGGGCAGACAGUGAUGGAAACAGUUAAUAGCAUUAUGUCAACAAUGAGGAGCGAGGACGGAGGGAACGAGGAAAGGAGAAGGAGUGAGGAUUAUGUGAAGACAAGGAUGAGUGAGGACUGGGAAAAGGAGACAGGGAGAAGGAAGGAGGAAGUAGAUGAGAAAAACUGUGUAGCUCCACAAGGAGAGCUGAAGGGACGUCAGUGUUUCAAUGGUUUUAAUGCAAAGAACUGCAUCAUCGACGAAGGUGAUGAUACUGAUCCUGUCUACAAGCCAUUGAAGCAAAACUGCAACCUGAGUGGCUUCGCAACCAUUAUCAAUUACACUCAAACACAAAAGCUGCAUAUACAUCACAACACACAACAACCUACAUCGUGUUUACCCAAAGACCACUCUGAACCUGAGCCACAUGAUGCUUCAGCGCCUGAUCCCAAAUCUCAAAGUCUACCUGAGAAUGAAGUCACCAAUAACAAUGACUUCCUGUCCCAGUACCAUGAACUUAUGCUCUCUCUGGGGAUGGAGCCAGACUGUGAUGACAUCACAGACAUUAACACAUUCAGGAAACGGGUCCAAGCACUGAAACAAAAACUGGAUGAGGAGUUCUGCGAAGAAUUAGCUUUCACCUCCAUGUGGGAUGAUGGAGAGAUGGAACGAGAGGAAGACGAGGUGGAAGAGGAAGAAGAAGAAAGGAGCAAUAAGAAAGGCAGCAGGAGGCAUGGAGUUCCAUUUACAGGUCCGUUUAUCAGCGUCCUGUUGUCCCGGCUCGAGAACCUUCUGGAAAACUCCAUUGCUGUGAACCUGCUGGUGACAGGCAUUCUGGCCCAGCUGGUGUCGUACCCGCAACCACUGCUGAAAUUCUUCUUGCUCAGCACAGACUCAACACAUAUCCAGCCCAACGUACGCACCUUGUACCAGGUGCUGGUGUCGGUGCAUGCUCAGAUUGAGCGCUACAUGGUGGCCAGACCGGACUAUCCUGCUCUGGUCACUCAGGCCUGGAGGUUCUUGUUGGCUAAAGACCAAGACAGCAAGUUUAGAGAGUGCCUCCAGUCUCAGAGUGGCGACACCAACCUGGACCCUUCUCUUCCUAAUGGCUGUGUGAGGAACACUCUGGCCCCGCCUCCUCUUGGCGUCUUGCUGCCCUGCCCUGCUAUUCCCCCACAGGACAAGAGCCGAGUGUUCGCCAUUGUCCUGUAUGCCGAGUUUCUGAAAGAGCUAGCCGCCAUCGCCCAGGAGCACAGCAUCGCGCUGGACUGUGCUGGAGACUAGUCGUCGUUGGUUUAAAAUGCAAGUCCACCUCUAAACACCUGCUGGAAAUGGCUGCCGAUGUGCCCAUGAGCAAGGCACUGCCAAGAAUGUGUCAGUAAAGCUGACACAGUAAAGUAAAAGUAAAUCAGUGGCCACCAGCAGAAGAAUGAAGGCUCCUAAAAGUCUGAGCACAAAACAUGCAACACACUGAUAUUAGUUUAUCCACUAAUUUAAGUGGAUAUUACAGAUAAAUACUGUCGUGUGCACAUUGUCUAAUCCUGGCAGCACUUGAACUUUUGAUAUUUUCCCCGUGUGAAUAUGGAUAUUUAUAAAAUGAUUUGGAGAUUUUGAAGUGUUUAGUUUUCUACACAUUUGUGGGAACGGUGCAAAUAGUUUUCUACAGUUUUCUGAAAUCUUCACUUAUUUUCUAAGGAAAAACUAGUUUUAUUUUAAACGGCAGAGGUGAAGUACAACCACGAGUUCAUUUAAUGAGGCCACACUAAACUGACUGAACACUAAACCCAGACACAGAGCUGGUGAUUACUUCUGCACCUUGUAUUUAAUUAUCACUUAUUAUUACAAUUAUUAUCAUUAUGGUGUUUUGCUACUGUUACUUGCAUUUAAAGAAGCACCAGGUUUUGUAUGUCCAGUCUUUCCUUCUUUAAAUCUUUUUGAACUGCACUGUAUGAAACUUUAAUGCUGAAAUGAAAGAUGAAUCUCUGGGACCAGCUGUUCCUGUUUUAUGCACACAGUAAUGACAAAGCCUUACGUCAAAUACAGCAAAUAUUUUAAACUAUUUUUCAGUUUUAAACUUCUAUUAAUGUGUGCUCCAUUGCUGAUGCAUUACAAUUCAAAUGUUUCUAUUUCUGACAUGUAAGAAGACAAGGCUGCUAUGUUUCUUUGUCCAAUGUGGGGAUGUGAGAAGGAAAUGCGAAAAACAGUGAAUCUGAACGUUACAGGUGGCUAAUGCAAACGAAAAUGCUGUCGCCUUAUUUAGUAAUAAGGUAUGAAAAAGCUCAGCGGGUGAGUCGACAGAAACCACAACCCAGUGUCUUCAAGCAAAACUGACCUCAAAGUGCA